UUUGGUUAUAUUUUUCUAUAUAGUUAAUUUGUAGAUUUUUUAAAUUUACAAAGAGAAAUUAAAAAAUAACAAAUUUUAUAAAAGUUAAAUUUUAAUUUUUUUUUAUCAUUGUUUAAUAAAAGUAUAAAAGUUUGAUUAUCACUACAACAAAUUUAUAAUAUAGAUAAAAGAAAAUGCAUUUAAAUAGGCUGUGUAAUAUAUUUAUAGCAAUAUUAAUAAAUUAUACAAAAUCAAAUGAAAUAUAUAAUACAUUUGAAAUAGAUAAAAAUUUAACAAAUGCAAAUAUAUUUAGUGAAUUAAAUGAAACACAGCAAUCUACCAAAAUUAAUUUAGAAAAAGAAUUAGAAAAAUUAAAUAAUCAUCCUGAUAGUAUAUCAAAUCAACCACAUUCGAGAAAAAAACGUUUAAUAUGGAUUACAGAUGAUGGAAGAUUAGCAUUACCACCAGGCACAUCAUUAUCAUUAUCACCAUCAAUUUCAUUGCCAUUUGUACGACAUCCGCCCGAGGGUUUUUUAUCAAAUUUAUCAAUAAAUUUUCCAGUUACAAUUGACUUUGAUAAAUUGGGUUUGACUGAUAAUCAAAAUCCAUUAGGAGAUUUACCACCAAUAUUAGCAAGAUCUUUUGGAAAAGCAGCAGGAAGCAUGUUAAGUAGUUACGUAGCUGACUUUGUCAAUUUUAGAAGAUCAAAAAGAGAUUUAAGUAAUUAUGAAGCAAAUGGUAUGAAAUCAGAAUUCGAUAGUAAAAAUCAAAAUAGAAAAGAACCAUCUUUACCAAAUAAUUAUAAACAUGCUUUUCAUGGAGGAGAAAGGGUUUUAAUUUACGGUGCAAUAGAAGAUUUAUUAGAAAAUUUUGGUGUUAAUGGGAAAGCAUGUUUAUUACGAACAAUAUGUGAAGUUCAUUCAAAAUCAUUAAAUAAUUUUGGUUUAAUAGGUGAAAUUACAAAAUUAUUUUUAACGGCUUCACUAUCUCCAUUUUCUGAUCAUAUCGGAGAAUAUGUUGAAGCUGAAGAAAUUGGAAAAGGAAAUAUCAAACCUGGAGAAUGUUUCCCAUAUUAUAAAAAUUGUCCGAAAAGUAUAUUUAAAACAUACAAAAAUAAUUACGGCAAAAUGAAUAAUUUAGAUGAUGACAAGGAAACAAAGGAAAAAUUAAUAAAAUCUACGAAAAAACCAACUUUAAAUAAAAGUACAAGCUACAAAAAAGGCGAUAAUUCAAAAUCAUUUAAUAAUAAAAAUAUGGUUUUAAUGAAAAAAUAAUUGAAAAAGAUAUUAAUAGGUUAUUUUAAUUAAAAGAAAAUAAUAUUUAUUAUUUAAAUCGAAAUUCUUAAGUAAUUCAAUAACUUUUACUAAAAUAUAUCGGUAAAGCUCUCUUUGACAAUUAAUGUAAAAAGAAAAAAAAGCAAAAUUAUGUAGGUAUGAAGUUUUUAGAGUUUCCCACUUAAAUUUUUUGUUAGCUAUCACAAAAAGUAAUAUUAAGUCGUUCCAUAAUGUUGUAAUACGGGGUUUACACAUCAUCAGGGUAAUAUAGUUAUGGACGUCUAAUGUAUAAGUGCAUUUCAGCAAUACAAUUUAAAUUCUAUUAAAGUUGAAUUAACUUAAAUUGUUUUGCUGGAUAAAUCUUGUUGACCUUACAUUUGCGUUUAAAUGUUUGUUCAAUGAAUACGGAAAUUGUUUAAAAUAUAUAAUGAUCCACUAAUAAAUGAAUUAAAAAAAAUUUGGAACUUAAAUCUUUUCUUUUAUUUUUGUUAUUGA
Messenger RNA from Condylostylus longicornis, 1748 nucleotides. RefSeq lists its product as uncharacterized. The record is from RefSeq and is a predicted model, not a curated record. NCBI's taxonomy places the organism in Eukaryota, Metazoa, Arthropoda, Insecta, Diptera, Dolichopodidae. The transcript is spliced from 7 exons. Bases 174 to 1253 code for a protein of 359 amino acids.